This is a messenger RNA of Manihot esculenta (cassava), 1560 nucleotides long. Its product is annotated as sugar transport protein 12. NCBI's taxonomy places the organism in Eukaryota, Viridiplantae, Streptophyta, Magnoliopsida, Malpighiales, Euphorbiaceae. Gene Ontology annotation, cellular component: membrane. The transcript has 4 exons. The coding region runs from base 1 to 1560 and encodes 519 amino acids. The record is from RefSeq and is a predicted model, not a curated record. Gene Ontology annotation, biological process: monosaccharide transmembrane transport. Gene Ontology annotation, molecular function: monosaccharide transmembrane transporter activity.
AUGGCCGGCGGUGUAAUUACUCCAGCAACGGCUGGAAAGGAUUACCCUGGCAACCUCACUUGCUCAGUCUUCAUAACAUGUAUAAUUGCAGCCACCGGAGGUCUAAUCUUCGGCUACGAUCUUGGUAUAUCAGGUGGGGUUAUUUCCAUGGAUGCGUUCUUGAAGAAGUUUUUUCCUUAUAUCUACGAGAACCAAGCAUCAAUGAAGCAAUCGGAUAAUCAGUACUGCGAGUUUAAUAACCAGAUAUUGACGUUGUUUACUUCGUCUUUAUAUGUGGCAGCCCUAUUUUCAUCAUUAUGUGCUAGUACUAUAACUCGAGUAAUGGGAAGAAGAGCCAGUAUGUUUUUCGGUGGCCUCCUUUUUGCUGCUGGUUCACUCUUCAAUGGCUUCGCUAGCAAGGUCUGGAUGCUCAUCGUUGGUCGACUAUUUCUGGGUUUCGGUAUCGGUUGCGCUAACCAGGCGGUUCCGAUUUAUCUCUCAGAAGUUGCUCCCUACAGAUACCGAGGAGCCCUCAACCAGUUUUUCCAAUUGUCAAUAACAAUUGGGAUUCUUGUGGCUAAUCUUUUGAACUAUAUAUUCGCUAAGUUUGGAGAUUUUGGAUGGAGAUUGAGCUUGGGUGGUGCUGUAGUUCCAGCAUUGAUAAUUAUGUUAGGAUCUUGUAUCCUUCCUGAGACACCCAACUCAUUGAUUGAGCGCGGCCAUUUUGAUGAAGCCAAGAGAAAACUUAUUAAACUUCGUGGUGUGUCUGCUGUUGAUGACGAGUUCAAUGAUCUAAUAGCAGCUAGUGAGGCAUCUAAGUUAGUGGAACACCCUUGGGUUAAUAUUGCACAGAGGAAGUAUAGGCCUCAGCUUGUAAUGGCUAUUUGCAUUCCUAUGUUUCAACAACUAACUGGAAUGAAUAUGAUUGUGUUCUAUGCUCCUGUUUUGUUUAAAACAAUUGGUUUUGGAGCUCAGGCCUCUCUCAUGUCUGCUUUAAUAACUGGUGUUGUUAAUGCUUUAUCAACUUUUGUUUCCAUUUUCACGGUUGAUAAGUUGGGGCGACGAACUCUUUACCUCGAGGGAAGCAUUCAAUUGCUGAUUUGCCAGAUUGUUGUAGCAAUUGCAAUUGGGGCUAAGUUUGGAUUUGGUGGGAACCCAGGAGAGUUGCCAAUGUGGUACGCAGUGGUUGUGGUGGUGGUUAUAUGUAUUUUCGUUGCCGGCUUUGCAUGGUCAUGGGGGCCUUUAUCUUGGUUGGUGCCCAGUGAAAUCUUCCCAUUAGAAGUACGUUCAGCAGCACAAAGCAUCACAGUUUCAGUCAACAUGAUCUUCACCUUCGCAAUAGCACAAGUUUUUACAUUAUUGCUUUGCAAAUUGAGAUUCUUCAUGUUCCUAUUGUUUGCCCUAUUUAUUGUGAUCAUGACAAUUUUCAUUUACUAUUUGCUGCCUGAGACAAAGGGUGUCCCAAUUGAAGAGAUGAUCACAGUGUGGAAGAAUCAUCCUGUCUGGAAACACUACUUCGAUCAAUGUUCUGCUCCUGCAUGUAGCCUUCAAAUGGGCAACAAAGAUAAAGAUUCGGUUUAG